Messenger RNA from Linum trigynum, 2049 nucleotides. The record is from the annotation of a GenBank genome assembly. NCBI's taxonomy places the organism in Eukaryota, Viridiplantae, Streptophyta, Magnoliopsida, Malpighiales, Linaceae.
CUAAUUAAUGACCCCACGUACCACUAAUUAGGAAUGGCAAUGGGGCAGGUCCGAGGCGGGUAUCACGAUACCCAUACCCGUCCCCGUGGUAGGUCGGGUAAUUUGACUAAAAUUACAUGUGAUUUGGGCAGGAAUGGGUCGAGAAUGGGGCGGGUCAGGACAGGUCGGGUCGAUGAGAAUACCCAUACCCGCCCCAAAACAGUUCAAACAGGUCAGGUAAAACGGGUCAGGUCGAAAUGGCCAUCCCUAGCUACGACUAAUUGUUGCUUAUAAUAUAUCAUAUAAUUUAGCUAAAGCAUCUUAAUUAGUAGCAUGUUCAAACAUAGAAAAAGACAAUCUGGAAAUUAAGUGGAAAGGCUUGAGCUUAUAUAGCAUACUAGUAGACAGUAGUGGUGUUUGUUUUGAUCAUACGAUCCUCCUACCAAUGAGCUUCAUUACUACCAUGGAAGAGCUCCGCCAAAACAUGAUCUCUUCCUCUUCCUCCUUCGCCAUGAUCCCCUUCCUCCUCCUCACACUUUCCACCAUCCUCGUAGUCUCCUUACUCUUCCUCCUAAAGCCAAAAAAACCCAUCCAAAACCGCCGGGGCCAUGGAAACCUCCACCAGAUGGUCGGCGACCAACCCCACCGGCGGCUCGCCGACCUCGCCCGCAAACACGGCCCCGACGUCAUCCGCCUCCAGCUCGGUGAGCUCCCUUACAUCGUAAUCUCCACUCCCGAAGCCGCCAAGCUAGUGAUGAACACCCACGACGUAGCUUUCGCUUCGAGGCCUCUUCUCCUGGCGCCAGAGAUCGUCUACUACGGCCGCAACGACAUAGGGUUUUCGCCCUACGGACCGUACUGGAGGCAGAUGCGCAAGAUCUGCAGCUCAGCGCCGAAAGGGUCCGAUCUUUUCGCGACAUAAGGGAAGAAGAGGUGUCCAAUCUCGUGGCCGAUCUUACUCAUGCAUCGGCAGCAGGGGAGCCUGUGAAUCUCACUCAGAUGUUGUCUGCCACAACAAGCGCCAUAACUUCCAGGGCAUCGUUCGGGAGAGCGCAAGACUGACCGAUGCUUUCAUGAUCGUUGUCGACAACAUUUCGAAGUUGUACGUUUAACGUUAUGGUACAACUUAUGUUGUACCUAUACUUUUUUGGAAAAUCUUUUUAUGGUACAAACUAAAGUUGUACAUUUAAGUUUUGAUACAACUUGAAGAGUUAGAAGUUGUACCAUAGCAUAAAUGUCAGAUUCUCUUUUAAGAUAAAACUUCAACUUGUACCUUUUAUGAUACAACUUUAAGUUUUACUUUAUAGCACCAAUACUUUAAGGUUUGAUUUAGGGAUGGCAAUUUGAACCCGCCCCGCCGGGUAAGAUCCGACAUGGCCCGCGAUGGGGCGGGGCAUGGGUAUCAACUUCAGACCCGCCCCGUCCCAUUCUUAGCCCGUUCUAGGUUAAUUUUUUACCCCAUCCAUUCAUAUAUCUCCUAUUUAGGCUUUUAUUCAACUAGUUAGACUUGAUCUUUCAACUAAAUAGACUCAAUUACUUAUUAUUUUAUCACUAUUAUUCAUUCAUCAAGUUUUUCCCCCUUCGUUUUAUCAUAAAAAGUAAAAUUGUACGUGUAUUUUUCUCAAAUAGCAUGUAAGAGUGGGUCGACCCGCCCCGCCCCGUACCCACGCGGUUAUUACCCGCCCCGACCCGUACUAGCGUGGGGCGGGGCAUGGGUAUUGAGGUACCCGCUCCGCCCCGACCCAUUGCCAUCACUAGUUUGAUUCAAUCCCAUGUUCGACCCAAUUGGGGUUCUUCUUUAUUGUAAGGAAGAACUUACUCUACGACGGAGUGAAUUUGAAGAAUUAGUUUUUUUGUUCUCAAGUGCAAAUUAACAUCGGAAUCUGCUGCAGCUUCUCUAAUCGCUACGGAAUUUGAGAGGUUGAAUAAAAUUCGACGAGAACGUAAAAAUUCUUCUGCUCCAUAUAAAAGAUUAAAGAGUGAUUCCUGAUUAGCAGGAGACUAAUCGUAGUUCGGAGUAGUGUCUUGUUGAUUUCAAAAAUAUAUUUAAAAGAAAAUUGUUUUGUUAUC